Molecule: messenger RNA, 2493 nt
Organism: Closterium sp. NIES-67
Lineage: Eukaryota; Viridiplantae; Streptophyta; Zygnematophyceae; Desmidiales; Closteriaceae
Source: the annotation of a GenBank genome assembly
GGUAUAAUCCACGGUGGCGAAAGCAGCAGCUGCAGCAGCAGCAGCAGCCCUGGCUGGCAGCUUCAAUGCCUGGCUUUGCACCAAUCUUGGUUGGUUGCAGCUGCUCCUUCAAGCAGAUCCCAAUGUUGUCUUCCCCGCUUGUCAAGCCGUGACUCGGAGUUGAUCAUUUUUGUACUGUACUACUCCAGCCUGGACUGAGUCCAGUCCUGCUCACUUCCUUGGUACGAUCAGCCGUUCUACGAGUGGUCUAGUGGCCUAGACUGCUGAAUUGUCGUUCCCCGCUUUGCUACUCCAUCGCUACUAGCAGCAGUAGUCCCUCUCGUAACCUGCCGUCGAGAGAAUUACUCGUGGCCAUCGCAAUGGCGGCGCAUUGGCCUGCCGCUCUCGUUCUGCUGCUAGCCCUGGUCGUCGCUGACGUCACGGCCACCUCAUCUGACGCCAAUCCAGCGAUGCUCGAUGUCUUUCCGCCGAUUUCCCCUACCGUUCCCGCCGCACGGGAUGCCGCCUUGACCGCCGCCACCAUCGGCCGUAAGGGCGGCAGCGGCAUUGGCGGGGGAAACGACGCCCCAUGGCCAUACGCGUGGGGACGCGAUUGGAGCAACGGUAACUUAUCAUUGAGCGAUGCCGGUUCCAACAGCGCAAGCGACGCGGUAGUGACGAGCGAGUUCGACGCCAUGGCGUGCAGCGCGGCCGGCUUGCUUCACCGCGCCCCUGCCGGUAACACGGCGGCCGGCAAGACCGAUCUUCCCUCUGCUGCUGCCGCUGGCACCGCUGGCGCCGCUGGCGGUCCGCUUGGCGGCAAGGGCGAGGGGAAUGCGGCGGAGAAGGACCAUUCGACGAAGCUGCAGUGGGACGUGUACAGCAUCAGCGGGCUCGUUCUCACCGCAUGUUGCGCGCUGCUGGCGAACGCGGCGGGGAUCGGCGGGGGGCCGUUCUACAUGCCGCUGUUCAACUCCUUCCUGGGCUUCACCGCCAACAGCGCCACGGGCCUCUCGCACACCAUGGUCGCCUCCAGCGGCAUCGCCAGCACGUUCUACGGGCUGAUCCAGAGCAGUCCGCUGGACCCGUCGCAGCCGCUGAUCGACGUGCGCCUGGCGCUCACCUUCACCCCCGCGCUGCUCCUGGGCGUCAGCUGCGGUGUGCUGCUCAACCCGCUGCUGCCGCCCUGGCUGCAGACGUCCCUGCUGGCGAUCCUGCUGGGGUACGUGGCGCGGGAGACAGGCAUCAAGGCCAGCAAGGCGUGGGAGAAGGAGAGCAAAGCCGCCACUGCCAGGCACCACCAGCAGCAGCAGGAACCUUCCUCCACCUCCUCUUCCUCCUCUUCCUCCUCUAUCAACGAGCCUCUGCUCUCCCAGUCAGCCGCAGCAGCACCUACCUCCUCCUCCUCCUCCUCCUCCCCUCUCUCCCACAUCCCUUCCAAGCGCCGCUGGCUGGACCCCUCCAGCGGAUCUGGGCGGCUGACUGACUUCGUGGCCCACACUGCCGCCCAGCUGCUGCCACUCGUGGGGCUUGGCGUGCUAUGGGUGGCGAUGAUGGCUCUUGAGCGCGGGCUGGCCGGCACCACGCGUUGCAGCCGCCCGUUCUUCCUCUACUGGGCGGCACAGACACUGCUGUGCCUGGCUGCCACUGCUGCCAUGGUGGCGUACCAGGUGCGUGCAGCCUCCGCCAACCCGGAUGCGGAGGGGGCGUCAGCACUGUCGCGGGUGCUCAUGGCUGGGCAGCAAGAGGAGGACGGGGCAGCUGAUGGCGAAGUCAUGGAGGCGAGGAAGAACCGGGCUGCCCGGAAGAUAUUCAAGGUGGUGGGCGUGAUGGUGGUGGCGGGAGUGAUGGCGGGCGUGCUGGGCAUCGGAGGGGCUCCUCUCUUCAACCCCUUCAUGCUCUCUCUUGGCAUUCCGCCCCAGAUCACAGCAACCACCUCAGUGAUGAUGGUGCUGUUCGGCAGCAGCAGCGUGUCGCUCUCCUUCCUCUUCCUCGGCCGCCUCAACCGCGCCUAUGCAGCCGUCUUCGCCCCGACCGCCUUUGUGGCCUCACUGCUGGGCGUGACACUGGUGGGCGGCAUAGUGAAGCGCACAGGCCGGGCAUCCAUCAUCAUCUUCAUCCUCACGGGGAUCAUCGCUGUGGGGGCGGCGCUGACGGUGGCGCUGGGCACGCCGAGGAUUGUGGACGAUGUAAUUCACGGCCGGAACCUCUGGUUCCAUCAGCUCUGCCCCGCCAAGCGCUGCUGAGGAGUAGAGCGCACACACAGUACGGUAGCGCAUUGGUUCGAUAGAUAUAUCUCUCCAUGUUGCCCUUGGGACGCUGCACACUGAGAAACAUUGCUGUCGGGUACGCUAGUUUGGGGAAGAAAGUGUUGCACUUGCAUGCCAAUCCACUGUAUGCUGUUGGCUGCUGCCAGCAACUCACCUCAAAUUAGUAUUUUCUGGUGUGGGUGUAGCAUCCGUAUUGACCACUACCUUUGGCAUUCCCAUAAGCCUUCAGAAUGUAAGACCGCCA